AUGGGACCAACGCUCCAUGACACCCUCAUUUCUUUCAGAAAGGGAUACGCCGCCGCGAACCCCAAGUCUCGUCAAUACCAUGAGGAAGCCUGCAAAUACAUGCCAGGCGGGAACACGCGGACAGUGCUACACCUAGAUCCCUUUCCGUUGACCAUCGACCAUGGGCACGAGUGUUACUUGACAACCGUCGACGGGAGACGCUAUACCGAUUUCCUCGGCGAGUAUACUGCAGGCAUAUACGGACACAACCAUCCUGUGAUAAGACAGGCGAUAGAGGACGCAGUGCAGGGUGGCUGGAACUAUGGAGGUUGUAACAAGCAGGAGCCGGAACUGGCAAAAAUCGUAUGCGAGCGGUUUCCUGCAAUCGAGCUGGUCAGGUUUGUCAACUCGGGCACGGAAGCCAAUAUGAUGGCACUUGCUACUGCACUGGCUUUCACUGGGAAGAAGAAGAUCCUCAUUUUUAAUAAAGGAUAUCACGGAUCGACCAUUUCAGGACGAACUGCCUCGAACAAACCAUCUAUCAACCUCCCACACGACUUCAUCGUCGGCACAUACAACGACGUCCAAGGCACUGAAUCGCUCAUCAAAUCUCUGCCUAAGGAUUCACUCGCCGCGAUUUUACUAGAACCCAUGCUCGGGUCUGGGGGUUGUUACCUCGCAAGCAGCGAAUUCCUGUCCACGCUCCGCCGUCUGGCGACCGACCACGGGGCGCUCCUGAUCUUCGACGAAGUCAUGACUUCGCGUCUUCACUACCACGGCCUCGGUAGCCAGACGGGCGUCACACCAGACCUGAUGACACUCGGCAAGUGGGUCGGCGGUGGAAUGAGCUUUGGAGCAUUUGGGGGCAGGAGGGACAUUAUGCAAAUGUAUGAUCCGCGCGACGGCGCACUUCAGCACCCGGGCACCUACAAUAACAACUGCUUCACGAUGAGUGCUGGUGUGGCGGGCUGCAAACUCUUGGAUCAAGCGAGAAUCAACGAGCUGAACGCACUGGGUAACGGUAUGAGGAUGGCGAUUGAGACCGUUUUGUCCAAUCGCGGCGUCUUACAAGGAUGUACCAUCCCAUCUAGCCCAGUGACAGACGACAUGCACACUGCAGGCCACCCGCAGCGGCCGCCAAAGAUGUUUGUCAAAGGCAAGGGAAGUCUCUUGACCAUCCAAUUCGCGGGCCCCGCGGCCGCUGACUUCCAGGAGCUCUUCUAUUUCUGGAUGCUGGAGCGAGGCUUCUACAUUGCCCCCAGGGGAUUUAUCGCGCUCAACAUCAUGCUGACGGAGACAAGUGUGACCAGCUUUGUGGACGCUCUUGACCUUUUUGCCGCAGAGUGGCAUCAUGAAUUGCUAUGGUGA
Fonsecaea nubica is the source of this 1347-nucleotide messenger RNA. RefSeq lists its product as hypothetical. Bases 1 to 1347 code for a protein of 448 amino acids. Lineage: Eukaryota; Fungi; Ascomycota; Eurotiomycetes; Chaetothyriales; Herpotrichiellaceae. The transcript has 2 exons. Gene Ontology annotation, molecular function: pyridoxal phosphate binding; transaminase activity. The record is from RefSeq and is a predicted model, not a curated record.